Messenger RNA from Striga hermonthica, 840 nucleotides. The record is from the annotation of a GenBank genome assembly. Lineage: Eukaryota; Viridiplantae; Streptophyta; Magnoliopsida; Lamiales; Orobanchaceae.
AUGUUCGGAGUAGGAAAAGCCCACGCGAAGUAUUAUUACGGUUGUAAUUCCACGCCCCCGUCUCGUGCCGGGGUGAAAUUGCGUGCAAUCGGGAGAAACAAUCACGAGAUAAUUGCAGAAGACAAGGCGGCCAAGAAGAAGAAGAAGAAGCAGCUGAAACUGCUCAAGGGGCUGUCCAGAGAUUUGUCCGCUCUCUCUCAGAUGGGCUUCUUCGGGUUGGAUUCAGAUGGCGCUUGGCUUGAUCAAGUCGAAGGAAAUAUAAUCUCGGAAGCAUCACAACUUUUACAACAGCAGUUCGAGAAGCUAAGAGCAGAGCGGAAAGAGGUGAAGAGGAAGAUGAAAGAAGAAAAGGCAAGAUUGAAAGGGGUCCUCGUCACGUAUUCUUCUUCUUCUUCUUCCUCAUCUGAAUCUGAGUGCGGCAGUGACUGUGGAGAAAUCGUACAACAGUCGGUACAAGACCCGAUUCCUGUUUUGCAGGCCAUGGCCACAUCGUCGUCAGAAUCGAAAACCUUGGAACAAAAUGGUGAAGGCCAAAAACACGUGAUUAAGGUGUGUAUGGGCGGAAAAUGUAAGAAAUCGGGUGCGGGGGAUUUGUUGGAGGAGUUUGAGAGAGUUGUUGGGGUGCAAGGUGAGGUCUCCGGGUGCAAGUGUAUGGGAAAGUGUCGGGAUGGGCCUAACGUGAAGGUUGUUUCGAGUGGGAUUUUUGGGGAUAAGUUGGCUAAGGAGGAUUCAUUGUGCAAAGGUGUUGGUUUAGACGAUGUUAAUGUCAUUGUUGGGAAAUUGCUCCGUGAAAAUUGUGGUGAUCAACGUGAACUUGGUGCUGUUGUCGGUGCGUGUUAA